UUCAGAUUACAGCACUCGCUUGAUUUUCGUCGCUGCCCCAGCUGAGCUGUUUUUAUGACACCCCGCCGGUCCGCAGUUCUUUCUGCUCCCCUCGAAAGCUGUCCUCCUGCUCGGCUUCGUGGACUUCCGAGGAGCACCGUGGAAAUGACUCUCCUGUCGAGGAAUUAGCGAGUUUUUUGGUGUUGUUGCAUACUUGAAGCCACCUGAAAGUGAAGCCGUGAACCGUUGACUUGUCACCAUGAGAAGCCGGAGCAACUCGGGCGUCAAACUGGACAACUAUGCCCGAAUUGUGCAGCAAACUAUCCUCAGACACCAAGAUCCAGUAACGGGUCUUCUGCCGGGCAGCCCAGAUCAGCCUCACGCCUGGGUCAGAGACAAUGUUUACUGCGUCAUAUCUGUGUGGGCUCUCAGUCUGGCCUACAGGAAGAACGCUGACAGGGAUGAGGACAAGGCCAAGGCCUAUGAACUGGAGCAGAGUGUGGUGAAGCUAAUGAGAGGCAUCCUUCAGUGUAUAAUGAGGCAGCUGGAUAAGGUGGAGAAGUUCAAAUACAGCAGAAGUACCUCAGACUCGCUCCACGCCAAGUACAACACCAGGACCUGUGCUCCUGUUGUCGGGGACAACGAGUGGGGUCACCUGCAGGUCGACGCCACCUCCAUCUUCCUGCUCUUCCUCGCUCAGAUGACUGCGUCCGGUCUCCAUAUCGUUUACACCCAAGAUGAAGUAGACGUAGUCCAGAAUCUCAUGUUCUACAUUGAAACAGCUUACAAAGUGGCUGAUUAUGGGAUGUGGGAAAGAGGAGACAAAACCAACCAGGGCAUCACCGAGAUCAACGCCAGCUCUAUAGGCAUGGCCAAGGCAGCUCUGGAGGCUUUGGACGACCUCAACCUGUUUGGAGCAAAAGGAGGACCUGGAUCUGUGGUCCACGCCUUGGCUGAUGACAUACAGCACUGCCAGUCCAUCCUGACGUCCAUGUUACCCAGAGCGUCCAUCUCUAAAGAGGUGGAUGCUGGAGUCCUGGCCAUCAUCUCGUACCCCGCCUUCGCUGUUGAUGACAUCAGCCUAGUCAACCUGACCAAGGAGGAGAUCAUCUCCAAACUGCAGGGUCGAUACGGCUGCUGCAGGUUUCUGAGAGACGGACACAAAACACCUAAAGAGGAUCCAAACCGCCUGUAUUACGAGUCUGCAGAACUGAAGCUGUUUGAGAACAUAGAGUGCGAGUGGCCUCUGUUCUGGACCUACCUCAUACUGGAUGGCAUCUUUAUCAACAGCCCCGAGCAGGUGCAGGAGUACCAGGAGGCUCUGGAGGGCAUCCUGAUCAAGCAGAAAGACGGGAUACGACUGCUGCCAGAGCUCUACAGUGUCCCCCCAGAUAAGGUGGAGGAGGAGUAUGUGAACCCCCACUCUGUGGAGAGGAUCCCAAUGGGUAAAUGUCCUCUGAAAUGGGGACAGUCUCUGUACAUCCUUGGAAACCUUCUGUCCGAGGGAUUUCUGGCCCCCGGAGAGAUCGACCCUCUUAACCGACGUUUCUCCACCAUCCCAAAGCCUGAUGUGGUUGUACAGGUGUCGAUUCUGGCAGAGACUGAGGAGAUUAAAGAGCUGCUGCUGAAGAACGGUAUAGAUGUGGAGACUGUUGCUGACAUCCAUCCCAUCCACGUGCAGCCCUCCAGAGUCCUCAGCCACAUCUACGCCAGACUCGGUCGUAACCCGAGGCUGGGUCUGACAGGGCGGCCUUACAGGAGAAUAGGAGUCCUGGGAACCUCCAAAUUCUACACCAUCAGGAACACCAUCUUCUCAUUCACACCUCAGUUCAUCGACCACCAGCAGUUCUACUUGGCGUUGGACAACAAAAUGAUCGUGGAGAUGCUGAGGACAGAAAUUGCCUACCUCGCAUCCAGAUGGAGGAUGACUGGACGACCCACUGUCACUUUUCCCAUUUCACAGUCUAUGCUGACUGAAGACCGUACAAACCUGGACCCUGCAGUUUUGGCCACACUCAAGAAGCUACAGGAUGGAUAUUAUGGAGGAGCAAGGAUCCAGACAGGGAAGCUGUCGGAGUUCUUGACCACUUCCUGUUUCGCUCACCUGAGCUUCCUGGAAGGUAAGGGUUCUGGUAGCAUGAUCCGCCACGACGAAGAGUAUGAUGAUGAGGGUGACAGCGAUGGAUACGUGCAUGAAUUGCGCCAUGAUGAUGAGGCCGACGACCUUGCGCAGUACCUGGACCACCUGUUGGCUCACGCUGCCCCCAAGAAGCCCAAGCGGCAGAUCGGAGGUCUGGGGAGGUUCAAGGCUGCGGCUACCAAAACCAAGGAGAUGGUGACUCUGAUGAACAAGGCUCAGAACCUGGACGUACAAAAUGUGAACAUGUACCUGCCGAACAAGCUGUUCCGCUCUCCUCAGUCUUCCCUCAACCUGAACCUCCCAGACUCCUCUGCACAGCAAGAAACUCAGGCUCCGCAGGCGAGCGUCUCAACAGAAAGCGGCAUCCCCAAAGAUGCCAGUGGAGGCAUCGACUACAACGCUUUGGUCCAGCUGCUAAAAGACACGCAAAGUCUCCAGGACCAGGCUGAUAUCCUCUACAUCCUCUUCAAAGACAAGGGCAUGGAGUGGGACACUCUGCUGCAGGGUAAGGGCACCACGGUGAGAUCUCUGCUGUCUGACCUUUAUGAGAAGGCAGGUGAACUCAAACACUGGAGCCUCAUCAGGAUGAUCUCUGGCAUACUGAAGAAGAAGGUGGAGGAGCUCGACUCGGCCUGCUCUGAUUUGCUGGCGCACCAGAAGCACCUGACAGUGGGCCUCCCCCCUGAGCCCAGAGAGAAAACCAUCACUGCUCCCAUCCCUCCUGACCAGCUGGCCGCUCUCAUCGACGAGGCCAGCGACAACAACAUCAGCGUGGCCAUACUCACUCAGGAGAUCAUGGUGUAUCUGGCUAUGAGCAUCAGGACUCAGCCCAACCUGUUCAGUGAGAUGUUCAGGCUCCGUAUCGGCCUCAUCAUCCAGGUCAUGGCCACCGAACUGGCCCAUUCGCUCAACUGCUCAGGAGAGGAGGCCACAGAGAGCCUGAUGAGUCUCGGCCCAUCAGAGCUGAAGAAUCUCCUCCACCACAUCCUCAGCGGGAAAGAGUUUGGAGUGCAGCGCAGCGUUAGAGAGCUGGAUGCCGGCAUCAGUCCUGCCAUCUCCAUCCAUCACCUGGGCAACGUGGGAGCCACCAAGAGUGAGAGAGCCGGCAUCAGCAAACUGAAGAGCGACAUGAAGAUGCUGGAGCACAGGUUGUCUUUGACGGAUCCCAGUAAGGCGGAGCGCAGGUUGUCCUUGAUGGAUCCAUUUAAGGACCCCAGGUUGUCUUUGACAGAUCCGGGUGCAGAGAUGGACCGCAGGGUGUCUUUGACUGACUCAGUUAAGCUCGACCAGUCACUGAGCUUCCCUCGAAAGGGCAUGAGAGCUCAGUCUGUGGACUUAGAAACCUUUGAAUCUGGGAGGUACAGGCUGCCGUCCAUAGAAUCUCUGGAUAUUCCAGACUUUGUGCCAGUUGCCAAGGAUACCAGACAUGGCCAGUGGCUGCGCAGGAGGCGUCUGGACGGAGCGUUGAACAGAGUCCCUGUAGGCUUCUACCAGAAAGUCUGGAAGAUCCUGCAGAAGUGCCAUGGUUUGUCCAUAGAAGGUUUCGUCCUUCCUUCUUCAACCACCAGAGAGAUGACACCAGGAGAGAUCAAAUUCUCCGUCCACGUGGAGACGGUUUUGAACCGCGUCCCUCUGCCUGAGUACCGCCAGCUGUUGGUGGAGGCCAUCCUGGUGCUCACCAUGCUGGCCGACGUGGAGAUCCCGACCAUCGGCUCCAUCAUCCACGUGGAGAAGAUCGUCCACCUGGCCAACGACAUGUUCUACAAGGAUCAGAGGGACCUGGGAGCGGAGGAGCACAUCCUGGAGAGGGACCCGUCCACCGGAGUGUGCAGGCUGCUGUAUGACAGCGCACCCAGUGGCCGCUUCGGGAGCAUGACCUACCUCACCAAGGCUGUAGCGGUGUACGUGCAGGACUUCCUGCCCAGCGGGUCGUGUGCCGUGCAGUGAGAGGGCGACCCAUGAAACCCGAGUAGGGCUGAAACCACUCAGUAGAAAAUGAAGUUAAAGCUAAAACUUAAAGCUAACAUUUUUCACAUUAAAAUAAUAAUUCAACAGUACAUGAACAGGAUCUGUCGUAUGUUGUCGCUAGGCGUGUUAGUGCAGAGUGUGACAGGUGAGAGAUACGUGUUAAAGUGUGUUUUAUUUAUAGACUUUAUGAGAAAAUGAGAGCAAACUUUAGCAACACAUGAACUGUGACAUAUGUUGUUAGAUAAGGUAGCGCUGAGGAGGCGUGGACACAGGGUCAGUCCCCAGUGUUGUGCCAUCCUUACCGUCAUGGUAACCCCUCUUUGCCUGUGCAAAGGUCACAGAGGAAUAAGCUACUGUAUCAGGCUUUGGAUACACCACAAUAUUUGCUCAUUUUAUUAUUGUUUUUGGUCUUUUUGUGGGAUUUUUUCAACAAAAAUAAAAAUAUAGAAUAUCACCAGACUUAUGCUUAAAAUAGCAAAGAUUAACUUUCAUCUGUUGUAACUAUUUUAUGGGGAAACAAUUGAAUUUAAUCAGUAGAAACGAGUGUGAUUUGACAUAACGCAUGUGAGUUUUCACUGAACCGACUGACCUAAUUUAUUACCACAUGUGCUUUGCAUUGCAGCUCACCUACAUAAACCCACCUUACCUCUAACUCUACAUGCUGCGUGAUGUAUAAAAUAACGACAAAUAUAAGAUAAUCUAUCUAUUUAUUUUAUAGCUCUUAAAUGAUAGUUAAAGACAGCUAAAAGUAGAUGUGAGAUGUGUCUUAAUGAUGACGCAAGUCUGUUUGAGAGGUUUCUUGAAUGCCUUAACGUUGUUGCACUUGUAAAAGUAUGUGUGAAACUACUGGAGUGCUGUUUCAUUUUUAACGAUGCAAAAGUAGAAGACUGGGAGAUUAUGUAGGGAUGAAAACCACCUUAUUUUUUAACAGAUUCUGUCCUCUUGAGAAAGAAAAUGCCUUAAAAUGACUGCUUUCAAUGGCUGAACUGCAAUUUUACAGUAAAACUUGUAGCCGUCGGUUUUACAUUUUUAUGGACACAUUUCACCUUUGACCAUUUGCUGCACAAACGGUUUCAGAGUGUAGUUCAUUGAGAGAAAGCAAUGCCUCUUGGCUAAAGUACAAUAAAGCGACUGCUCGAUCAAUUAUUCUGUGAUGUCAGAAGAUGUGAGCGCCACACUCCAUGUGAACCACAAACAAUCAUGGCAGAAUGAGUCUCUACAUAAUAUUAAAGUCUGAAAACAAAGGAAACAUUGAAUUGUAUGUUACCAGAUAUCAGUGUCCACUGAACUGUUGGAUGUUUUUGUUUUGAAGCUAAUUCUGUAAUAAAACCGAUAAAAAUA
Molecule: messenger RNA, 5428 nt
Organism: Epinephelus lanceolatus (giant grouper)
Lineage: Eukaryota; Metazoa; Chordata; Actinopteri; Perciformes; Serranidae
Gene: phka1a
Product: phosphorylase kinase, alpha 1a (muscle)
Biological process (GO): glycogen metabolic process
Cellular component (GO): phosphorylase kinase complex
Molecular function (GO): calmodulin binding
Source: RefSeq, a predicted model, not a curated record